Messenger RNA from Aedes albopictus (Asian tiger mosquito), 1806 nucleotides. RefSeq lists its product as uncharacterized. Lineage: Eukaryota; Metazoa; Arthropoda; Insecta; Diptera; Culicidae. The record is from RefSeq and is a predicted model, not a curated record. Bases 448 to 1806 code for a protein of 452 amino acids. The transcript is spliced from 3 exons.
GUCUGGCAUCACGGUAGUAAAAUAAAAUGAGAAAUGGAAAGCUAACGUUUGCAUAGGGAGAAAAAGUUCAUUGGAAUAAAAUCGAAGAAAAGUGACUGGAAGUCUUACUCUCAAAUUUGGGUAUGAACAAAGAAAGAAGAUUCUUUGGCGGUAACUCGUUUAGGUAAGAGUGAAACAGAGUGAUCUUGUCCGCUAAAGCAACGAAAGAAAUUAUAAGAGAGAGUGAGCAUAACGCUACGCUAGGUCUCACGCAGUGGCGCGCGUGAGAGCGUCUUCAUUCUUUAGACGUAUUUUGCGACGAACGGACGUUCGUAGUGUUGCGUUCCAGCAGGUAAAAAAAAAUCGGCCGACCGGACGUUGGGAGUUCCGCGGUCCAUCGGAGAAAAUUCUGUCGACCGGACGUUAGUAGUUUCGCGGUCCAUCGGGGAAAAUUCGGCUGACCGGAAAAUGGAAGGACACGGUCACCACAAUGGCGCAGUCGAAGGGAAAAAAUCGUCCAAAAAGUUGAAAACGAAGAUCGGUAUUCCGUUUGCUCCUACCACAUCAUCUCGAGAAAUGUCGGAAGAAAACAAGGUCGAACCCCCUUCUGCAGAGCAAAGCGAAAAAGUCAAGGAAUUGACGAAGGAACUUGAAGCGAGAAAAGCUCUCAUUGAGCAACUUCAACAACAACUCAAAGCACAAGAAGAGAGAGAAGCGCUCCGAGCGAUUCAGGAGGGAUCGGGUGCGACGACAGUGGCAGCAGCAAGCGAAGAUGGCAGCAUUGGUUUUGUUCACGCUAUUGGCCCAUCGAGUACCCAGCGGGCGGCCCUACCACUGGCGAAUGCGGAAGAAUCCAGGUUCAUGUCCUCGGUAAACCAACUAUCAGUUUCCUCUAUACACGUCCCUGAAUGCAAGCCUAUGGAAGGAGACGUGGAAAUCUACAGGUAUUCCUAUGAAGCAUGGAGAGAGCUAUUGGAGGACACAAUGCGACUCGCGGGCGUGGAAGAUGAAGCCACCAAGUUCACCAUCUUCAAGAUAAAAGCGGGAGCACGCCUACUGCAGAUCUACCGAAAUACUAGAUCCCAAACUGACUCACCAGAUGCAACUACCGAACCGUUUUCCAAUGCACUGCAUCGGCUGAAAACGUAUUUCGGCUCAGGGUCAGAUGUGAUGUUGCAAAGACGGAAGUUGUCCAUAAUGAAACAGAAACCCGGCGAGUCAAGUUUGUCUUUCAUCACUCGUGUCGGCGAUACGGCUCGGUUGUGUGAAUUUGGAGAGGAAAAGGAAUUCGAGGAAAUUGUGGGCGCCAUAGCGGAACACGCAAUGUGUCGAGAUGUUCGUGUUGCCGCUCUGAAAAUGUUGAGCCGAAAGGGAACAUUUGCUAAUCUUGUCGAUAAAGUGCGAGAACUGGAAGCAAUACGCAUCAACGAAGAAUUUUUCAAGCAAAGCCACAGCAAACCGGAUCCGGGCCUGGUUGCGCCAGUAACCGCGGGAUAUUCAGUUGGUGAUAGAGUUCCAAAUCCACGAUUCAACCAGGGAUUCAACCCUAGGCGAGGACGAUUCCAGCAUAUUGCGUCACGCAGAAGAGAUGAGCGAUUCGAUCCGAUUCGAGGAAUCCGCACUACCGGCGGUAAUGGUGCCAAUCGUCGGGCUCCGAACGAUGAUUCGGGAGCUAAUCCAGAAAGAUGUUGGAGAUGCAACAGCGUCUAUCAUCUCGCGGCGACAUGUAGCGCGGCCGAUAAGAUAUGUUUGGGGUGCGGCCAUCUGCUCCCGUACGCGGUCUCCCAGUGUCGGUUCCUUUGCGAACUUUCGUUCCAAGCUUGUUAG